This is a messenger RNA of Drosophila erecta, 1544 nucleotides long. RefSeq names its product splicing factor 45. The coding region runs from base 259 to 1491 and encodes 410 amino acids. Gene Ontology annotation, biological process: mRNA cis splicing, via spliceosome; alternative mRNA splicing, via spliceosome. The transcript has 4 exons. Gene Ontology annotation, molecular function: RNA binding. NCBI's taxonomy places the organism in Eukaryota, Metazoa, Arthropoda, Insecta, Diptera, Drosophilidae. Gene Ontology annotation, cellular component: precatalytic spliceosome. The record is from RefSeq and is a predicted model, not a curated record.
AAAUAUCACGAUAUUUAUUUAGUUUUUUCCAAAAAUAUCGUUAUAUUGAUAUACUUUUCACAUCCCUAGUACUAACAUAAAACACACAACUGUAAUUUUCAGAUUAUCUGUUUUUGCCUGAAAAGACAACACACAAAAAGACAGACACAGUUGAUAGUCAUGAAAUUUAUCGGCCUUUGAAAAUAAAUUAAAAACAUUACUGAAGCUUGUUGUCAUCAUUGUUUUAAAGUAGAGCUACCGUUGCUGAUACUUUUGUAAAUGGAUCUGUAUGACGGCAUUGAUACGAGGGCGCGUUCAAGCCAGAUCGAUGGAUGGUCUUCGGGAAUAAAAAUGUUGCAGACCCAACUGGCAGUAAAAAUGGCUGUAAAAAAACCACUCAUGACGCCAGUAGUCAAUCUAAGAGCCAAACGCCUCGCAGAUCCAGAAGUUACAUGUUUAGCUCCAAUGACUACGGUUGUAUCCAAGACUUUAUUAACUGGCAAAGCUCUUCCGCCCAUACUGGAAAGAGUAAACAAUGGCGACUGGGACGUUACUGAUGAAUACGACCCGCAAUGGCCAAAUGAAUACGAAAAACUCAAGGAGAAAACUAAUGGCAGUGACAAAACUCGGUCUUUUGUUGGUGUCGGCGCAGAUGGAUGUGAUCGAGAAGAUAGAGAUAAUGACAAGGAAAAAGAUAGGAAACGUGGACGUGUCGGUCGUCGAGAAGUUCACAGAGACGAUGUCUUAGCUCCUAAUUUGAAAUUCAGCGGGUUUGGACAGCGCCAAAAUGAUGAUGACAUAUACUUGCCAUCCGCGGGAUCUGUAGCUAAGCAGGGAGGAGCCACAAUCGCUCCCCCUCCGUCCCUCCAAGAAAUAUCAAUUGAUAGUGGCUGCGAAGUCUCUAAUACAAUGCCGUAUUCUGCCAGUUCGGUAGCCGCCAAAAUUAUGGCUAAAUAUGGCUUUAAGGAUGGUCAAGGCCUCGGAAAAUCGGAGCAAGGUAUGGCCAUAGCCCUUCAAGUAGAGAAAACCUCGAAACGUGGUGGACGGAUCAUACACGAAAAAGACUCUUUUUUGCCACCUCUGGCAUUGUCGCCACCUUCGAUGGGCUUUCAAAUAGGACCAAGUCCCAGUCAUAAGGCCAUGCUUCUUCCCCAGGUGGCAGGCAAGGCGGCUGAGAGUGGCGAGACCGGAACCAGCAUCACGGAGAUUAUGAAAUCACCAAGCAAGGUUGUUCUUCUACGUAAUAUGGUAGGACCUGGGGACGUUGACGAAGAAUUGGAACCCGAGGUAAAAGACGAAUGCAACACAAAGUACGGCGAAGUAAACAGCGUCAUUAUUCACGAAUCGUUCGGAACUGUGCCAGAAGAUGCGGUUAAAAUAUUCGUGGAGUUUAGACGUAUCGAAAGUGCCAUUAAAGCUGUAGUGGACCUGAACGGGCGCUUUUUUGGAGGACGUCAAGUACGAGCGGGGUUUUACAACUAUGAUAAAUUUAAACGUUUUCAAUUGUAUUAGCACUUAUAUUCGUACAAUUAAGAAGCGGCGUUCUGACUGUGUAACAGAAAUCA